Molecule: messenger RNA, 2443 nt
Organism: Aricia agestis (brown argus)
Lineage: Eukaryota; Metazoa; Arthropoda; Insecta; Lepidoptera; Lycaenidae
Exons: 7
Coding region: 294-1511 (405 amino acids)
Molecular function (GO): protein binding
Source: RefSeq, a predicted model, not a curated record
GCGAGGUCCGCCGUCCGCUCUGUCGCGUCCUAUAGAACAGACGUGUUGCGUGUUCGCGCCAAAUAUGUUUCAAUAUGAGUUGAACUAUCGUAGGUGGAGUGAAACGAUAAACGAAUAAAAAAAACUAUUUAAUUUUAACUGAAGAUUAAAAUUUUACAGUUUUUUGUGUAGUGUAAAAAAGUGUGCUGUGGGUGUAUUACUUUUACAUAGUUUUUAUUAAUAAACUACACCAUGCAAACGUUUCUAAAUUUUAUUUCAACGUUGAGAGUGUAUGAAUUAGGAUUUCAAGAAAAAUGUUGACAGGGUUUCUAGUAUUUUCGCUUGCAGUCUCCUAUACAUUCCAUAUAGCUCAAUGCUCCAGCCUGCUAUGCGGGCGGACGAAGGAGGUGGAGGUCGGCACUGGCAGUGCCAGCGCGGCUCUGGCACUGACGCUGCUGCGCCCGGCUGGCAGUGCCAACCAGACUGCGCCGUGCCAGCUGCGCCUCACCGCGCCAGACGCGGCCGCCUUCACCGUCAGACUUAUAGACGUUAAGGAGUCCCCAUCGGAAUGGGAGCGGGGUCUCAACGGUGUGCAGGCGCCGGCGCCGGUCGCCGGACUGGGGCGGAAGUGGAGCAGCAGGAGUGCCCACGCCCAGGACACCUCCAACGACAGCCCCGCGCAGGUCACCAACACCACUGACGCCUGUAAAUUGCUCGUGUACAUAGGCGACGCGAAGUCCCCAAUAUGGCGUCUAUCACUCUGCGGCGGGAACGCAGCUGCGGUUGCCUCGCGGGCUGGCACCAAGCUCUUGCCGCCCAAGAUACGCAUAGUGUGGAACCCGCCCGUCACACCAUACCAUCACACCGAGAAGCUGCGGCUGGUGGUCACCGCUGUCAAUAGUGGUCAAGUGUGCAACGAUGAGUCCCAGUUCACGUGCGGCAUGACGUCCCUCUGCAUAUCCUCGGAGCUGGUGUGUGAUGGCGUCCGUCACUGCCCGGGGGGUGAGGACGAGGACUCAAGCGCAUGCGCCCACCGCCGCGACUACCCCCUCCUGGAGAUGCUGAGGAGGUUCGCGGCGAGGAACCAGGAGCUGCUGGGCCUCGAUCAACCGGAGACGCAGAGCAAGCCGUCUGUGAUAAGGGACUUGAAAUUUUCAGUGAAGAUCAGCGAGGGAGAGAAAUCCAGUAAUGCCUUCAUGGAGUUCGCGGCGGCGCUGAAGCCGUACGGGCCCUGGAGCUACCUGGUGGUCGGCAUGCUGGUCUGCGCCACCAUACUCAUGUUCUGCCUGGCUUGGGAAUGCUGCUGCAAGCGGUCCAAGCCGUCGGACACGCCCAUCAACAUCCCAGCUUCGUGCAUCGACCUGUCGCCCACGGUCACCGUAACUGCGGCCUCUCAGCAACUCUUCACCCCCCUGCCCCCCUCCCCGCCGGAGUACGAGCCCCCACCCACGUACUCCUCGCUCUUCCCCCGCGCGUACAAGUCAUCCCCGUCCCCGGUCCCGCACUGCUCCCACCAGCCGCCGCCGGAUUGAGCUGCACCAAAUACGCUUCCUAGACCAUUGAACUAGCGUUUAAGUAUGCAUUUGCGCUCUGUAGUUAAAAAGUAUCAAGACCCGCUGAGCCUGCUAUGUGACAUGAGAAUGACAUGUUCUGUGGAAAAUAAGACAUCAGUGUUGCAACACUAAAAAACGCUAAAUUAUAUUGACCGAUAUUGAAGUGUGGUUUUAAAAACUUUGACUCUGUUAUUAUGAAGUGCAGUACCAUUAUAAUAUUUUUAACUUUUUGUUCAUGGUGUGAUACUUUUUAAAUACACGAUAGCUCAUCAUAUUGAUACCAUAAGACAUUUCUACACUUGUUGGUGAUUGAUUAACUCUAUUGAUGCAUCUAUAACUAUGUAUAUAAUUUAUUAUGAUUUAUGACAAUUCUCCGAUCAAUUUACAACGUGUUAACAUAAAUUUUACUUACUUUUACCAUUAAUAUAUUUAUAAAAUUUAUAUCAAAUUUGUAUUUUACGCAUAAGAUGACCGUUAUGAAGAAGCGAAAUGAGAGGUUAUUACUUAAAAAACAAGUUUAAAUGUAAAAAAGUCAAUAACUAGAGAGGUCAAGCAAAAGACUACAUUUUGGAAUGAUCGACUAAUGACAACCUUUUUUUUAUUAAACUUUAGGCCCACUUGCGCCAGGCUAGAUUGAACCGGGGAUUAAAAUAACUCUCCCAAUUUUUUGUUUAUUAAAAAUUAUAAUCAGUCAUAUUUUAACAAUAGGAAAAAGAAAUAAAUGAUACUGGCGCCAGUGAGUCUAAGGGCCUGUUUCACCACUUCCUGAUAAAGUGCCGGAUAGCCUAUCCGGCACUAUUCACUUUUCAGGAACUGGUGGAACGGCCCUAAAUGCUAUAAAGGUGUUUACACAUCACACGGUACGAUAUCGGACAUCGCAAGUCGCAACGAUAAUUAAAAUGUAUUAAUUU